This is a messenger RNA of Candoia aspera, 3033 nucleotides long. RefSeq names its product vesicle associated membrane protein 4 (gene VAMP4). The transcript is spliced from 8 exons. The coding region runs from base 368 to 793 and encodes 141 amino acids. Gene Ontology annotation, biological process: Golgi ribbon formation; vesicle-mediated transport; SNARE complex assembly. Lineage: Eukaryota; Metazoa; Chordata; Lepidosauria; Squamata; Candoiidae. Gene Ontology annotation, cellular component: trans-Golgi network; membrane; SNARE complex. The record is from RefSeq and is a predicted model, not a curated record.
GGAUCGUGGGAAAGUGGAUCUAGGGGGUUGCCGAGGAUCGUUUUGGGAGGGGAGAAAGCAAGUAUCCCGGGGGCGAGUGAGGGGAGGUGAAAUGGCCAAUUGGGAAAGGAACAGGCAAGCUACGCAGUCCGGAGAGGAAGAGUGUCUCGUGUGUGGGCUUAUGGAAGAGCGGGGUGGACAGCCGGAGAAUUAAGACCUCCGAAGAGGAGGACCGUGUGAAUGGAUGCAUGCAUGAGAGGGGUUGGAAUAUGGAGGAGAGGAACAUGGGAGGAUCGGUUUAAGGACUGCGUCCUUUCUAGCUUCUGCUGGAGUUACCCACAAAAGGUCCGGAAUCAUCUGGACAAAAAGGUAACACUUGUAUGAAAACAUGCCUCCAAAAUUCAAGCGCCACCUCAACGAUGAUGAUGUUACUGGGUCAGUCAAAAGUGAGAGGAGAAACCUCCUAGAGGAAGAUUCAGAUGAAGAAGAGGACUUUUUCUUGAGAGGGCCAUCAGGUCCAAGGUUUGGGCCCAAGAAUGACAAGGUCAGACAGGUUCAAAACCAGGUUGAUGAAGUUAUUGAUGUCAUGCAAGAAAAUAUCACCAAGGUGAUAGAGAGAGGAGAGCGGCUGGAUGACUUGCAGGAUAAGUCAGAAAGCUUGUCAGAUAAUGCAACAGCUUUUAGUAAUCGAUCCAAACAGCUCAGAAGGCAAAUGUGGUGGCGAGGCUGUAAGAUGAAGGCAAUUGUGGCUUUGGUUGUUGCUGUUGUCUUGUUAGUCAUUAUUGUUCCCAUCAUCCUCAAACACCACACUUGACUUGCUAAUGAACAUCCUCGUGGACACCACUUCAGGAUAACAGCAAAGCAAGCAGCUGUGUGAUUUCAGUGGAAUGUAUUAUGUAUAUAGCUUUGAAGUGCAUCCCACCCCCACUCCCAAGGGAGGCACGUGCCCAGUUCUACCAAGAGCAUCCAGAGGACCUGGCGAACAGAUGGCUUUCAGUUGAGAAUUAACUAUACUGUCAACAUCGGAUCCAAAACCUCAUUGUUGCUCUUUUGAAGGCGACCUAUAUGGAAUCAGAUACUUGUCAGUAUUUCAUUUGUUUUUUCAAAGAACAUUUAUAUAUACGUGUAUAUAUAUAUAUAUAUAUUGCAAACUGAUAAUGUUAUUUAUAAUUUAAAUAAUUUCCUACGGCUAUUGGUAAAGUAGUGGAGGAAAGAAUAACGGAGGGAAGAAGUGUAUAGUCUAUAUCACUGUUCUAAAAAAAACAUUAAUUCUUCAACUGAAUACCUGCAAAGAUGACUUUCUUAUGGGAGAAAACAUCUCCAAAAUAUGGGUUUGCAAGCCAACAUUCUGUAUUUAAGGGAUCCUGAAGUUCUGUGUUCUUGGUAUUCUUGCUUAUGAUUGUUCUAUAAAAGCAUUCCAGUAAAAACUAUUUUUGAUUGCAACUACGUAGCUCUUAGUACAUUACUGAAGCAAAGGAACUGCUAAUUCAUUUAAGACAACUUGAGGUUUGCAAACUUUGAACAUAUAGACAAAAAAGAAUGCUCUUAGCUCAUGCAACUGCAACCAAAAUAGUAGUGAUUUCUGCUGCAACGUUAACAUAGGUUCGAGGAGGUUCAUAUGUUGUACAUUCAGCCUGUCUACUUUUUAACAGUGACAGAAAUGCAGCAUUUCUUUUCUAUUUCUGAAACCUACUUUUGGCCUGAGUUUUCAUCUAGGCUGUCAGCAGUAGUGUUGGGACUCCCUGGCAUCUCUCUUUCCUCCAUUACUCCUUAUUGGCUAGGACCUUCCCAAACUUUCUCAUGCAUUGCUAUGUGCAGAGGGAUCAAUACUCUUUGCUUUCUGAGUAAGCAUGAACAUCAGUGCAGAACUACUGGCAUGAAAAAAGAUUACAAGGAACAAGCAUUGGUGCACCAUGAAAGCAUGCCUCAUGCAUUUAAAUUUCCAGAUUCAAGACCUAAAAUAACUUCAAAUGUUUGUUGGCAAGGUAGCAUACUCAUAUGGAGGUGUGAAGGGGUGUGUGUAUAUAUGUAUGUACGUAUGUGCAUUUGAAAUAAUGUGUUUUGUAUGGUUCAUAUGUCAUUCCAUGAUACAAAAGGUUGCCAAAGCAUUGAACAGUGUAUUAAAGUACAAUAAAAAUAAGGUCAAUCACACAAAGCAAGGCAGCAAAAUAAUAUCAGGGAACAAAAUAAAAAUGUCUUCACACAAUACUGAAAAACAUUGCAUCCUCUUCAAGUGAUAAUGUACCUUUUUCUAAAGCACUUGGACAAAUUAUAUUCCAUGAUCUAUAAACCACUAUGGUAAUGCUGGAGCACAAAAUGAUGGUUUGAGUCACAGAAAAAGAUUUCUAUAUAAUGAAUCAUUUUUCUUGUGUAAAUGUCAUGAGUAGUAUACUUCUUUUGCAAUAAUGCUUUGGUGUGAUAUUUACUUGGAAAUCAGUGUGUAGCCCUGAACUACUGGAGAGACUGACCAGCUUUCCCAUGGUUGCAUUGUAUCCCCAUAUCUUUAUCCAUCUGUCUUCAGUUAUAUUCAUUCCAAAACUUUUCCCAAGCUUUUAAAAAGAAACUUCUUUUUAUUUGUUUUUUCCCCCUUCUGGCUGCCUUUCCAACCCCUACUUCCUUCUUUUUAAAACAAUUAGCCAAAGGAAUCAGUGGUUCUUUUUUUCAAAAUCCUUUGCUGUCCUUGGUUUUACUCAUUCCUUUCAACGGAAAUUGAACAAUAUUUUUGCUCUGACAUUGAUUCAAAAAACUUCUUUUAAGACAUCUUCCUUUCCUCUUAAAUUGAUUUCCACUUUGUAAACUUUUCCUGGUCCUUCUUUGUGAACUUUUGGUAAUUUGCUGUUCCUCAUGAUCCUGCAUACUUCUCUCUGAAAAUACUUUCUGGAGGAUCCCCAUUGUUUCUUUUGCAUUGCUACCUUUAUAUUGAUAACAGCUAAAUUUGCUUUCUGUUCCUAUGCCUUCAAUCCAGUCUUCCUAGUUAUUUUCCUCUAUAGUGUCCUCCUGUUGUUUCAUUCUAUGAAUAGCAAAGAAGCUAUUCAUAUUUUUUUCAACAUUUGG